Funneliformis mosseae is the source of this 816-nucleotide messenger RNA. The record is from the annotation of a GenBank genome assembly. NCBI's taxonomy places the organism in Eukaryota, Fungi, Glomeromycota, Glomeromycetes, Glomerales, Glomeraceae.
AUGGAUCAAGUUAAAGUGUACUCGUCAAAUGCUGAAGAUAUCCUCGAGAAAUUCUCGCAACCAUUGAAACCUCAUAUUCCGGCAAUUGCCCGUUUCCUUAUUGUAGUAACGUUCAUAGAGGACGCGUUUAGAAUUUUGUUUCAAUGGACUGAUCAAUUAUAUUACCUCGAAAAAAUCAGAAGCAUGCCGUGGGGCUUAUCACACAUAUUUUUAGCUCUUAACAUUGUCACGAUGUUUAUUUGUUCUUUUUUGGUGGUUAAAAGAAAAUUUCCUGAAUAUGCAGUUGGAGGACUCUUCAUAGUUGUUGUCGCUCAAUCUAUUGGUUACGGUCUUUGGAAUGAAGUUAAUUUCUUAUUAAGAGGUUUAUCAGUUAUUGGAGGAUUAUUGAUGGUCCUUUCUGAUGCAUUUUCCAAGAAGAAGUCGGGUUUUCCUGGUUUACCACAAAUAUCUGAAAGAGAUCGUAAAAUGUAUUUACAACUUGCGGGUCGCAUAUUAUUAAUUUUUCUAUUCAUAGGUUUCGUUUUUCAUGGAGAAUGGUCACUUGCUCGUUUUGCUAUAUCAAUUAUUGGAUUUAUCGCUUGUAUAAUGGUUGUGGUUGGGUUUAAAGCUAAAUGGUCUGCUACUUUCUUGGUCCUCUUCCUUUCUAUUUUUAAUAUAUUUAUCAAUAACUUUUGGUCUCUUCAUCAUGUAAAUCCUCAAAGAGAUUUUUUGAAAUAUGACUUCUUUCAAACCCUUAGCAUUGUGGGAGGUUUAUUGUUGUUGGUAAAUAUGGGUCCAGGUGGAAUUUCUAUUGAUGAGAAAAAGAAAGAAUAUUAA